GUUUUGAGAGACCUGAUCAGGUGUAAACGGAAGUUUAUUCCAGCGAGACGCUCGGGUCUUCAAGGCCUUUUCUGUCAAUACGCACUAUUUCCAGGGAGAAACCAGUAAUUCUACCAGAUAACACCCAUCCUUCUUUCUCUAUCGCCCGAAGCUGAAAUUUCCCAAUCCUUUCUGCGAACCAUCGGAGAACAACCAAGUGCCUCCACCCUUCCUCAAAACCCUAGAUUACAGAUCGAACCUCGAUCAAGUUACCAAUCCUUACCGAUCUCGAAACCCUGCAAGUGAUCGAUCGCAAUUUCGCGAUGGGCAACACAGAGAAGCUGAUGAACCAGAUCAUGGAGCUCAAGUUCACCUCCAAAUCCCUCCAGCGCCAGGCCCGGAAGUGCGAGAAGGAAGAGAAGGCCGAGAAGCUCAAGGUCAAGAAAGCCAUCGAGAAGGGAAACAUGGACGGCGCUCGCAUCUACGCCGAGAAUUCAAUUCGCAAGCGCACCGAGCAGAUGAACUACCUACGCCUUUCCUCCCGCCUCGACGCUGUUGUCUCACGCCUCGACACGCAGGCCAAGAUGACCACCAUCAGCAAGUCCAUGUCCUCGAUCGUGAAGUCUCUGGACUCCUCGCUCGCCACCGGGAAUCUGCAGAAGAUGUCGGAGACUAUGGACCAGUUUGAGAAGCAGUUUGUGAACAUGGAGGUGCAGGCGGAGUUCAUGGAGAGCUCGAUGGCCGGAUCGACCUCGCUAUCGACGCCAGAGGGCGAAGUCAACAGUUUGAUGCAGCAGGUCGCCGACGACUACGGGCUUGAGGUCUCCGUUGGUCUGCCGCAGCCGGCAGCACAUGCCGUUGCGACUAAGACAGCUGAUAAGGUGGAUGAGGACGAUCUCUCUCGGCGCCUUGCGGAGCUUAAGGCCAGAGGCUGAGGGAAUUGCGCUGCGUGAGAGAGUACUGGUAAAUGAUAUGAUACAUACUAGUAUUUGGAUUCGAUCUUAUAAUGACGAUGAGACACCUGUAUUUUGUAAAUUUUAAUUGAAUUGGGACAUGGAAUUGUGUACAAGUUCUGGUUUAUCAUAUCUAUCUAUUAAUGCUUUGACCGCUUUGUGUGGAUCAUACCUUAUCAAA
Messenger RNA from Malania oleifera, 1113 nucleotides. RefSeq names its product ESCRT-related protein CHMP1B. Lineage: Eukaryota; Viridiplantae; Streptophyta; Magnoliopsida; Santalales; Ximeniaceae. The transcript has a single exon. Bases 303 to 914 code for a protein of 203 amino acids. The record is from RefSeq and is a predicted model, not a curated record. Gene Ontology annotation, biological process: endosome transport via multivesicular body sorting pathway; late endosome to vacuole transport; protein transport. Gene Ontology annotation, cellular component: multivesicular body; ESCRT III complex.